AACCGGGACCUCCUCGCCGUCCCGCCGCCCGUCCGUCGGGAACCGAGCGACACGGUGCCGCGGGGUGUCCCCGCGGGGCUCUGGGAUGGCCGAGCCGGGGGCUGCGGGGGGGCUCAGGGGGCGGGAGCUCCGGUUCGCGGUGCCCGGGCGCGGUGGCACCGUGGGAGCGGCACCGUGGGAAGGCGCCGGGCCCCCCCGCCGCUCCGGAAGCCGCCGGCGCGGGGCAGUGAAUGGGCGGAAGGCAGCGGCGGGACCCCCCGGCCCCGGUGCCACUUCCCCUUCCCGGGUCAGCGGCCGCUUUCCCUCCUGGAGGCGGCCCGGCCCGGCCCGUCCGCUCCGAGCGUCGCAGCGGGAACAAUGGCAGAGCCCUUCGUGGUGGAGAGCCCCGACGUCGCGUACGGCAAAGACUUCAUCGAGGCGCAGUACACGUACAGCACCGCGCACGUCUGCAGGGAGGGCGGUGUCACCAAGGUCCGGCCCUGCUCCACGCGCUUCACCUUCCGCACGGCGCGGCACGUCCCCCGCCUGGGGCUGAUGCUGGUGGGCUGGGGGGGCAACAACGGCACCACGGUGACGGCGGCUGUGUUGGCCAAUCGCCUGGGGCUGUCCUGGAUGACCAAAACCGGCCGCAAGAAAGCCAACUACUACGGCUCGCUGCUGCAGGCCUCCACUGUAUGCCUGGGUGCCGGCCCCACCGGGGAUGUCUAUGUGCCGUUCCGGGAUCUGCUGCCCAUGGUGCACCCCAACGACAUCGUCUUUGAUGGGUGGGACAUCUCCUCUCUGAACCUGGCCGAGGCCAUGCGGCGCGCCGAGGUGCUGGACUGGGCGCUGCAGGAGCAGCUGUGGCCUCACAUGGAGCAGAUGAAGCCCCGACCCUCCAUCUACAUCCCCGAGUUCAUCGCCGCCAACCAGGAGGAGCGGGCGGACAACGUGCUGCGUGGCUCCAAGGCUGAGCAGGUGGAGCAGAUCCGCAGGGACAUCCGGGACUUCAGGGCGAGCAGCGGGGUGGACAAAGUCAUCGUGCUGUGGACGGCCAACACCGAGCGCUUCUGUGAUGUGGUGCCAGGGCUCAACGACAGCGCCGACAACCUGCUGCGAGCCAUCGAGCGAGGCCUGGAGGUGUCCCCAUCCACGCUGUUCGCUGUGGCCAGCAUCCUGGAGGGCUGCGCCUACAUCAACGGGUCGCCCCAGAACACCUUCGUGCCGGGCGCCGUGGAGUUGGCAGCGCAGCGCCGCGUCUUCAUCUGCGGGGAUGACUUCAAAUCGGGGCAGACGAAGCUGAAGUCGGUGCUGGUGGAUUUCCUGGUGGGCGCCGGGCUGAAGCCCAGGUCCAUCGUCAGCUACAACCACCUGGGGAACAACGAUGGGAAGAACCUCUCUGCGCCGCAGCAGUUCCGCUCCAAGGAGAUCUCCAAGAGCAACGUGGUGGAUGACACAGUGCAGGCCAACCCGCUGCUGUACGGCCCGCAGGACAAACCUGACCACUGCGUGGUGAUCAAAUACGUGCCCUACGUGGGGGACAGCAAGCGAGCACUGGAUGAAUACACCUCGGAGAUCAUGAUGGGCGGCACCAACACCAUCGUCAUCCACAACACGUGCGAGGACUCAUUGCUGGCCAGCCCCAUCAUCCUGGAUUUGGCCAUCCUGACCGAGCUGUGCCAGCGCAUCACCUUCUGCACUGACAGCGACCCCGAGUUCCAGAGCUUCCACAGCGUCCUCUCCAUCGUCGCCUUCCUCUGCAAAGCCCCCCUGGUGCCCGACGGGACCCCCGUCGUCAACGCGCUCUUCCGUCAGCGCAGCUGCAUUGAGAACAUCCUGAGGGCCUGCCUGGGGCUGCCCCCCCAGAACCACAUGCUGUUGGAGCACAAGAUGCAGCGGCCGCCGCUCGGCCCCAAGCGCUGCUGCCCGGCGGGGGCUGCGUGCCCCAUCAGCCCCAAGAAGGCGGCCCCCCCCGCCCAGCUCAACGGGCAUCCCGGCACCCCCCGCCCCCCCCUCCACAUCGACGGCACCGAAUAACGCCCGCCCACCCCCAGGGCUCAGCACCACCCCCCUCCCCCCAUUGCCACCAGCGGGGUGGGGGGUCUCUGCUGUACGG
This is a messenger RNA of Phasianus colchicus (ring-necked pheasant), 2095 nucleotides long. RefSeq names its product inositol-3-phosphate synthase 1 (gene ISYNA1). Gene Ontology annotation, biological process: inositol biosynthetic process; phospholipid biosynthetic process. Lineage: Eukaryota; Metazoa; Chordata; Aves; Galliformes; Phasianidae. The record is from RefSeq and is a predicted model, not a curated record. Gene Ontology annotation, molecular function: inositol-3-phosphate synthase activity.